Theobroma umbraticum is the source of this 2922-nucleotide messenger RNA. The record is from RefSeq and is a predicted model, not a curated record. NCBI's taxonomy places the organism in Eukaryota, Viridiplantae, Streptophyta, Magnoliopsida, Malvales, Malvaceae.
CCUUCCAAACCCCUUCCACUUUCGCAAUGUCGGGUACAAUCAAGGUUCUGAACGUGGCGGAGAAGCCGUCGGUGGCGAAGUCGGUGUCUGGUAUCCUCUCAAGGAACCAAGGCCUGCGAGUGCGCGAUGGGCGGUCCCGCUUCAACAGGAUAUUCGAGUUCAAUUACUCGGUUCGGGGCCAACCCUGCCACAUGCUCUUCACCUCCGUCACGGGCCACUUAAUGGAGCUCGAAUUCGAAGACCGCUUCCGUAAGUGGCACUCCUGUGACCCUGCCGACCUCUACCACGCACCCGUUCGCAAACACGUUCCUGAGGAUAAGAUGGAUAUUAAGAGGACUUUGGAGGAGGAAGCUAGGAGGUGCCAGUGGUUGGUUCUGUGGCUUGAUUGUGACAGAGAAGGAGAAAACAUAGCAUUUGAGGUUAUUGAUGUUUGCAGAGCAGUGAAUUGCCAUCUGACAACACGAAGGGCACGAUUCUCUGCAUUAAUUGAGAGGGAAAUCCAUCAUGCGAUGCAGAAUCUUGUUGAUCCUAAUCAAUGGUUUUCUGAUGCAGUAGAUGCUAGGCAAGAAAUAGAUCUGCGAAUUGGUGCUUCCUUCACCAGAUUUCAGACUAUGAUGUUGAGAGAUAAGUUUGUUAUUGAUUCUGCUACAGAUGACAGAAAUCUUGUUCUAAGUUAUGGUCCUUGUCAGUUCCCUACACUCGGCUUUGUUGUAGAGAGGUAUUGGGAAGUACAGUCACAUGAGCCUGAAGAAUUUUGGACAAUCAACUGCUCUCAUAAAUUAGAUGAAGGUGUUGCUACCUUCAAUUGGAUGCGUGGACAUCUUUUUGAUCACACUUGUGUGGUUAUAAUUUAUGAAAUGUGUGUUCAGGAGCCAACUGCAACUGUUACCGCAGUUCGACAUCAGGAAAAGCGUAAGUAUCCUCCAUAUCCUUUGAGUACCAUUGAGCUUGAAAAGCGUGCUUCACGAUAUUUCCGUAUGAGUUCUGAACAUACGAUGAAGGUGGCAGAAGAUCUAUACCAAGCUGGUUUUAUCAGUUAUCCUCGUACAGAGACUGAUUGCUUUUCAAGCAGGACUGAUUUGCAUCUUCUUUUCUGGAAAUUAAAUCUCAUAGGGAUGCCUUGCUGGAUUUUGAAGGCAAUUGUGCAAGAACAACAGGAGCAUCCUGAGUGGGGUUCUUAUGCUCAGAGGUUAUUGGAUCCUAGGACAAGUCUCUGGAGAAACCCUAGCAGCGGUGGACAUGACGACAAGGCUCAUCCACCCAUUCACCCUACAAAAUUUUCUACUGGAGAACAUAACUGGAGUCAAGACCAUCGUAAAUUAUAUGACUUGGUAGUUCGCCAUUUCUUGGCUUGUGUUUCACAACCAGCUGUAGGAGCUGAAACCACAGUUGAAAUUGAUAUUGCAGGUGAACUAUUUUCUACAUCAGGAAGAGUAAUAUUAGAGAGAAAUUACUUAGAUGUUUACCGAUAUGAAUCAUGGGGAGGUUCAAUGAUUCCAACCUACACUCUUGGACAGCAGUUCAUCCCAACAUCGUUGACUCUUGACACAGGAGUCACUAGACCACCACCCCUUCUGAGUGAAGCUGAUUUACUAAGUUGUAUGGACAAGGCGGGCAUUGGUACGGAUGCAACAAUGCAUGAUCACAUUAAAAAGCUGCUAGAUCGAUUUUAUGCAACAAAGGACUCAAACACUCGUUUCUCGCCCACCAAACUUGGUGAGGCACUGGUUAUGGGAUAUGAUGACAUGGGGCAUGAACUUUGGAAGCCAAAUCUCAGAUCAAUGAUGGAGUUUGACAUGAAAGAGGUUAGUGUAGGCAAUAAGAGAAAAGAUGAAGUUUUAGCCACUUGCUUGCAGCAGAUGAAAGCUUGCUUCUUAGAUGCAAGAUUGAAUAAAGUGAAAUUAUUAGAGGCUCUGGCAGUUUUCUUCGAGAGAUCAAAUCAAGCUGCUGGGGACGACAACCAUGCAGCUGGAGAAGUGGUUAGGCAGUGUGGACUUUGCCGAGAAUCUUCUAUGGUGCUGAAGAAAAACCGUGAUGGCAACUUCAUGGUUGGAUGCUUGGGUUUUCCGCAGUGUAGGAAUGCUAUUUGGCUCCCUGGAUCUGUAUUGGAAGCAGCAGUAACCAGUAAUAUUUGUGGCUCCUGCAAUCCAGGUCCUGUUUACUUGAUUCAAUUUAAGUUUCGCCAGCUUGAAAUACCACCUGGCUUCAAUGCCAACCAUCUGGGUUGCAUUGGCGGCUGUGAUGAUACACUUAGACAACUGAUAGAAAUAUGUGGAACAGGUUCUCGCAUGUCAGCACGAGGUAGAGGACCCACUACAACGUCCAGCAAUGUCCAGAGAAGUAGCAGCAGACAGGGUGCUUGCUUAUACUGUCAGCAAACAGGCCAUUUUUCAAAUGAUUGCCCUUCACAGUUUUCAGGUUCACGAAAUUCUAGAUCUCGUACAAACUCACAAAAUGGGGAACCUUCAGUACCGUGUAGCACAUGUGGUACACCGUGUGUAUUACGAACUGCUAAUACAGCAAAUAACAGGGGAAGAAAGUUCUACUCAUGUCCAUCACAGGAUUGCAACUUCUUCAUAUGGGAGGAUGACCACAAUAACGGGAGUGGAGGAAGAAGCAUUCCCCGUGCGGGCAUCAACGGUUCAGCAUCUAAUUCCAGCAGGGGAGGUGGUGGGCGUGGUCGAUUCGGCCAAAAUGGAGCGCGUGCUGCUGACGUGACAUUCGUGUCAGCAACCGGGGAUCCCAUAUCCGGCAGAAGGUGUUACGUUUGUGGUGAUCCAUCACACUUCGCAAAUGUCUGCCCAAAUCGUGGCAUGUAAUUCCCUUCCAAAUGCUGUGUCUGUUCGGUCCCUCAUCACCUCUAUUACAUUCGUCUACAGAUUCAUAUGCGAAUAAAAGUUCUAAAAAAACAUUUAAAAUUCU